GCUCUUUGCCCCCGAGCUGCACUCAGGCUCAAAGAUCUUAUCGCUAUAAGAUCUUUGCUCAGGCUCAGGCCGGAGCUCGGCAGCUCCAGUCCGUCUGCAGGGAGCCGAGAGCGCGGGCAUUGCCGGCCUGGCUGGAGCUCGCAGCGCCGCUCUUCAGCUUCACUGAGGUCCUAUGGGAAGGAAUUCUUGCUGGAUCCCAUGGCAGGGGAAAGUUUACUGGAAUGUUCGCACACAGUUCCAGCAAUCGUAAAGAUGAACCAGAAAAUCACCCAUUGUCGCUGUAAUGUAUGGGUGCUGAUAUUCAUCGUCAUCCUCCUUGGCUCAACCAGCAUUUGGCACAGCGGGGAUACUGUGAGACAGCUGACCAGCAGGGAGGCAGGGUCCCUGGAGCCAGAGGUACGCAUCGCCCUACCACAGAACAAGCAUGGUAGUGGAGACACCUGCCUCUCCAUCCCCGAACAGCACAGGUUUGAUUGCUACCCAGAGAGGGACCGAGUGGUCACUCGGAAGCUGUGUGAACAGCGUGGCUGCUGUUUUGCCCAGGACAUCAACGAUUCAAGUGGAAUGCCUUGGUGCUUCUACCCGCCAAACUUUCCAAGUUAUAUCCUGGGAAACCGGACACCUACAGAACUGGGCGAAGCGGGGGAGCUCACGCGAAAGAAUAAAACUUACUAUCCCCGGGAUAUUUUGAAGCUCCAACUGAACGUAAUGUUUGAGACUGAUCACAGACUUCACAUUAAGAUAAAUGAUUCCUCAAAUCCACGGUACGAGGUCCCCAUCGAGGUUCCCAGAGCAGCAAAGAAAGCCACGAGUCCAUUGUACACUGUGGAAUAUUCCGAGGAUCCGUUCGGGAUUGUCGUGAGGAGGAGAUCCACGGGGACAGUGCUGUUGAACACGACGGUUGCUCCUCUCUUCUUUGCUGACCAGUUCCUGCAGAUAUCGACCUCGUUGCCCUCAGCGUACCUCUACGGCCUUGGAGAACACCGGGCUGCUUUCCUGCACAGCGUCCAAUGGAACACCCUAACCUUCUGGGCACGAGACACCCCUCCUCAGGAGUCUAUUAACCUUUAUGGCGUCCACCCCUUUUACCUGUCGCUUGAGCCAGAUGGGAAGUCGCAUGGUGUUUUCCUUCUCAACAGCAACGCAAUGGAUGUGGCCCUGCAGCCCACUCCCGCCCUGACAUGGAGAACUAUUGGAGGCAUUCUUGACUUCUACAUCUUCAUGGGACCUGAUCCAAACUCAGUCAUCCAACAGUAUCUGGAGGUCAUUGGUUUGCCUUCGAUGGUAUCUGCUUGGGGUCUCGGAUUUCAUCUCUGCCGCUGGGGAUACGAAUCAAGUAACGCCACCUGGGAGGUGGUAAAACAAAUGAGGAAAGCAGGCAUGCCCCAGGAUGCUCAAUGGAAUGACAUUGAUUACAUGACCGGCUAUCGGGACUUUACCUUUGAUCCCAAGAAUUUUGCCAGCCUUCCUCAGCUAGUGGCAGAUCUUCACUCCCACGGACAACAAUACGUCAUGAUUCUGGACCCAGGGAUCAGCAGCAGCCAACCGCCAGGCUCCUACUGGCCAUAUGACGAGGGCCUGAAACAGGAAGUCUUCAUCACCGAUACAUCUGGAAGUCCUCUGAUCGGAAAGGUCUGGCCUGGAUUGACAGCAUUCCCGGACUUCACAAAUCCAGACACGCAUCAGUGGUGGUUUGAAAACCUGCUGCAGUUCCACAAGGCUGUGCCCUUUGAUGGGCUCUGGAUUGACAUGAACGAGCCUUCCAACUUUGUGGAAGGAUCAGAGAGCGGGUGUCCGUCCAAUGAGCUGGAAAAUCCCCCGUUUGUUCCGGGUGUGCUGGGCGGCCGCUUACGCAGUAAGACCAUUUGUGCCUCAGUUAAACAGAAGAUAUCAACGCACUACAACGUGCACAGCCUGUAUGGGCUGAUGGAGGCCAAGGCCUCAGCAAGUGCCUUGAUGAAAAUCCGCAAGAAGCGGCCAUUUGUCAUUUCCCGAUCAACGUUCCCAAGUCAAGGCAAGUAUUCGGGACAUUGGCUGGGAGACAACAGGAGCCAGUGGAAGGACAUGUACUUCUCUAUUCCAGGUAUCCUGAACUUCAAUAUGUUUGGAAUUCCUCUGGUGGGAGCAGACGUGUGUGGAUUUAGUGGCAGUACCACGGAAGAAAUGUGCCUGCGAUGGAUGCAGCUCGGUGCAUUCUACCCCUUCUCCCGAAACCACAACUCAAUAAAUGAAAAGGCUCAGGACCCAACAGCAUUCAGCGAAUCUGCUCAAGCUGCAAUGAAGCGUGCUCUCCUCACCCGCUACUCUCUGCUCCCAUUCCUCUACACACUCUUCCACCACUCACACAUCUGGGGAGAAACUGUUGCCAGAGCCCUUCUCUUUGAGUUUCCUGAAGAUAGGAAUACGUACUCCAUCGACAGGCAGUUCCUGUGGGGUCGAAGCCUUCUCAUUACACCAGUGUUAGAGCCAGGCGCCAGCUCUGUAACCGCAUACUUCCCCAGAGGGGUUUGGUACGAUUUUUACACUGGCUCGCCACUGGUUAGCACGGGAGAGUUUAUCAAACUACCGGCUCCUCUGGACACUAUCAACUUGCACCUUCGAGAGGGAGAGAUUAUUGUCACACAGGAACCUGCCACAACCACGUGGGUGAGUAGUGGCAACCCUCUUCACCUGCUCGUGGCUCUGUCUCAGAACACAUCAGCAAAGGGCUGCCUCUUCUGGGAUGAUGGCGAGAGUCUGGAUACAUACGAGAGAAACAAUUAUACUUACGUUGAAUUUACUACUGAUAAGAACCAGCUGACCUCCAAGUUGCUACAUGUGAAUGUGGAGGCUACCUAUAUCAAGGUGGACACCGUCAGUGUGUUUGGAGUCAACUUCCAGCCAUCGAAGGUCAUCGUAAAUGGAUCACCUGUUCCAUUUUCACACUCUUCAAACCAGGUUCUGAUUGUCGAUAAGCUCCAACUACCUCUUGAGAAAGAGUUCUACAUCUCCUGGUGGUAAUUUCAGCAUGCUGAGUUUGCACUGAUGAUUCGUAAUGCUUUUAUAAAGCAAUCUCCUUUCUGCUACACGCCAUUACCAAUGGAGACCUAUCUGCAAAUAUCCCACAAACCUGCCAGCACCUGUGGAAUGAACACCUGGAUGAAUCCUUGGCAAAGCAUCUUGACUUGAAUGGUAAAAGGCACCCCAAAGCACUUUACAGUGAACAAGCCUUGCUUUCAAUGGUUGCGCGUACAGCAUGGCCUGUCCUAUAUAACUUUUGCUCUUUUUAUUUCCGAUUUCACUGUCUGCCUAGAAGUUAAAUUUCAAGUUGAAUGGGUGCUGAGUGUAGUGUUGAGUCUAAUCGGAGGAUGCCAAAGAAGUUGGGGAAAAUUGCCUUUAAGAAAAAUGCGUGGACUGUUUCUGCCCAAUCAUCACAUUAAAUUGCAGCUUAUACAUUUCCCAAUUGCAGCUGCCCAUAGAGAUCACUGCUCCUACCUCAUGCCAAUGGUAAUCAUGGGAAGUGAGUCACAGUUUAAGGAACUCCUUGUACGGCAGCCAAGGCAAUUGCAGAGAAAGUUGCCAUGAAGAUGAGGGGAAAAUGUAGUGGAGGGGGGGGAGGAAGUUUAUUCGUUGAGUUAUCCCUCAACCCCUCCCCCUUCCUUGAACUGGUUCCACGUUGCCAGUAAUUUUACAUCACUGUCGACCGCACUCCGCUGAGAUUGCAGAAUGCAAUGAAUAGCUGUGAAGAGCUGCAGUAAGCACCUUUAGACCCUGUCAUGACGUCAGCAAAACCUCAGUGUCCCAGUGGGAUCCCUGUAAUUCUGAUUUGUUGUGCAACUUGCAAGUUGUUUCACUAAAAGUUGCAACUGAUGCUGAAGGUCAUAGCUCACAUGGUAUUGGUGUAAUGUUUGUUGGCCAGGCUGCGCAUCAUGUGCAUUGACGUUAUCAUGCACGAGUGGUGCUGGAGAAACGUCAGUUGUGUUCAGGCCAGUCAGUCUGCAACGCUCAGUCCACUUGUACUCCACUGGAAAUGGUCGCAAUUGCAAAAAAAUGUGCACUGAAUUGAUUUAAGUGCAUUUGUGCAUUUUAAAAUAGGCUUUAGAUUUUCAGGUAGCUUUCCCUUUUUUUUUCAACUCUGCUCAGAUUCCUUAUUCGGUUUCUAUCCCUUGCACUCCAAAGAUUCGAAACCUUGCUGACUCGGUCAUGUACGAUAUUGCACAAAAUACCUCCGGUGGGAGCUGCCUUUAGUACAACUGGAGAAAAAAAAUGUUUGGUUCAUCACUUACCCAACUGCAAACUUACUUCUUGGCAAAAUAAAUCUCCUAGUGCAAUCACUGGAUCUGACGUGGAAAAUUCUUCACUGUGCAAAUCUGAUUUUAACGUGUGAUGUAAAAGAAUGAAUUUCUCAUGUCUAAUACGGCAGAUUCAUGUUUCUCAAUUAUAUGAAUUAAAAGUCUACCUGGCUAA
Messenger RNA from Leucoraja erinaceus (little skate), 4446 nucleotides. It is a transcript of the gene gaa2, whose product is annotated as alpha glucosidase 2. The transcript has 20 exons. Gene Ontology annotation, biological process: carbohydrate metabolic process. The record is from RefSeq and is a predicted model, not a curated record. Lineage: Eukaryota; Metazoa; Chordata; Chondrichthyes; Rajiformes; Rajidae. The coding region runs from base 199 to 3000 and encodes 933 amino acids. Gene Ontology annotation, molecular function: alpha-1,4-glucosidase activity; carbohydrate binding.